AAAAAGGGAGAAAAGUCACUUCUAUUCAAUUUGUAGGUCUCUUUAACUAAAUCUCACAUUCUAAAACUCACCAAGGAUCCGGGAAUGGAGAACAAGCCUCGUCAUGACCCGAAUCCGGACUCAAGUCGACCCGAAGAACCAGAGCUCGACCUCUACACCAUUCCAAGACACUCCAGUUGGUUUGCUUGGAACGAUAUUCACGAAACAGAGAGGCAAGCAUUGAAAGAAUUCUUCGAAGGAAGCUCAAUCUCGAGAACCCCCAAAAUCUACAAAGAGUUCAGGGAUUUUAUCAUCAACAAGUACCGGGAAGACCCUUCUCGCCGUCUCACCUUCACCGAAAUCCGCAAAUCCCUCAUCGGCGACGUCACUUUGCUCCACAAGGUCUUCCUCUUCUUGGAAACCUGGGGUUUGAUCAAUUCCGUCGCCCCGUCCCCCCGCGAAGGUUCCGAGAACGAUGAUAGGGUUCGGGUCGAAAACGGGGCUCCUAAUGGAGUCCGGGUCGUGGCCAAUCCCAAUUCAUUGCGGCCGCUUACGGCGCCGAUUGUUAAGGGGACGAACAGUGGUGAUGGGAUUGAAGGCAGUGGAGUCAAGCUGCCUCCCUUGGCUUCCUACUCUGAUGUUUUUGGUUAUUUGAAGAAGCUACAUUGUGCUAAUUGUGGAGAUAAUUGUGAUUCUGGGUACUAUGAAUAUAAAAAGGAUAAUUUUGUCGUUUGCGCUAAAUGCUUCAAAAGUGGAAAUUAUGGGGAAGAUAAAUCUAUGGGGGAUUUCGAGUUGAAAGAUUGCAGUGAGACGAGUGAGACCAAUGGUGCUGUGUGGACUGAAGCGGAAACUCUUCUUCUUUUGGAUUCUGUACUGAAGCAUGGGGAUGACUGGGAUCUUGUUGCUCAGAAUGUUCAAACCAAGUCUAAACUUGAUUGUAUUACAAAGCUCAUUGAGCUGCCUUUUGGCGAGUCCUUGAUAUAUUCGACCAAGGGAAGGGGCAAUCCCAGCAGUAUGAGUAUGAAUGUAAAUGGCGUAAAAUCAGAUCCUGUUCAUUCAUCCGAGCGUCAAGAGAACAUUAUAAAUGAGGAUCAAGGUUAUGAUGGCACAAAUGAGAACGAAGAGAAUGGGGAUUCUGAGAAUCAAGAGCCUCCUUUGAAGAAAAAACGCACUGCUUCCAUUCUAGAUGCUGGUAGUUCUCUCAUGAAGCAGGUUGCUCGCAUCUCUACCAUGGUUGAGCCUCAAAUCACUGCUGCUGCAGCUGAAGCUGCAGUUGUGAUGCUUUCCGAUGAAAUGUCAUGUCCAAGGGAAAUAUUUGAUGGUGAUCAGAUUGAUUUAACUAAUGGGUCACUAUCCCCUACUUUAAGAGCUCAUGAUAUCGAAGCAUCAGAGAUAAAGGAGAGAUCUAGUAUAUCAGAAUUUCAAGACAUACAUCCGAAGAAGAAUGAUGUACCUUUACCAUUGCGAAUCAGAGCGGCAGUUGCAACAGGUCUCGGAGCAGCCGCUGCUCGUGCCAAAUUGUUAGCCGAGCAGGAAGAGAGGGAGAUUGAACAUUUAGUUGCAACCAUAAUCGAAGCACAAUUAAAGAAGUUGCAAUCUAAAAUGAAGCAUUGCGAUGAUGCGGAGGUGCUAAUGGAGAAGGAAUAUGAUGCAAUCGAGGAACUCAAAGAGCACAUUCUCGGAGAGCGGAUUAAUACCUUACGAAUGACGUAUAAUACGGGUACGUCUAAAUUGUUAGAGCACAGUUCUGUACAAUCACAAACCAGAAACUUAAGUUAACUGUGUUUUAGAUGAAUGUAGUGAAGCAACAGAUGCCAUUAACAUCGGAAUUUAGGAUGCUUUUGAUUAUUACCGUUAAAACCUCGAUUCAGUAACAAUGUAGUUACAUAUCUUUCCUUUA
This is a messenger RNA of Hibiscus syriacus, 1879 nucleotides long. RefSeq names its product SWI/SNF complex subunit SWI3A-like. The record is from RefSeq and is a predicted model, not a curated record. Gene Ontology annotation, molecular function: protein binding. Lineage: Eukaryota; Viridiplantae; Streptophyta; Magnoliopsida; Malvales; Malvaceae.